CCGUUACAUUCAUCUUCCUGUUCCUGUGCCCGCUGCCCUGACUCCGGCCGUCCUCUACCUCGAGCUCGGGCCGCUGCUCCUCGGCUAGGCGGACCUACUACUUUGUCUAGCACCUAACUAACUCCACCGUCUCCCCUAUAAAUUAAGGCCCCCCUCCCUUUCUGCUUCCCAUCGCCAGCCGUCCAGCCUCCAGCGCUCAUCAGAUAGCUACUACUGAGCUCGAUCGGAUCGUGCACAGCUAGCUGCGUGCACCCCAGCGCGCGUUCAGCUCGCUCUUCGCGGUGCUCUCGGUCGUCGUCUCCGUCACCGGUCGCUAGCUCAGCCUCCUCUCGAUCCCGGCCGGUCUUCGCGCGCCGCAUUCCCUCUCUAAUUAACGACGAUGUCGAGCCGGAGGUCCCGCGCGUCGGUGUCGGAGGAGGAGAUCAACGAGCUCAUCUCCAGGCUCCAGACGCUGCUCCCCAGCGCGCGCCGCCGUGGCGGCAGCGAGGCGUCGACGACGAAGCUGCUCAAGGAGACCUGCAGCUACAUCAAGAGCCUGCACCGGGAGGUGGACGACCUGAGCGACCGCCUGUCCGACCUCAUGGCCACCAUGGACCACAACAGCCCCGGCGCCGAGAUCAUCCGCAGCCUCCUCCGCUAGCUGAAGUCCGUCGUCCGUCGGCGAUCCGCUGUCUCUCCAUGGACGACGACCUCUCGUCGAUUUAGCUAGCUCUCAGCGUAAUGCUAGCUGAUCGAGUGUACCAUAUAGCAGCUGAAUAUAUACCUAAGGACGCCGAUCGACGAGAAGGCUGGUGCCUGGUUUAAGAUUAAUUGGUAAUAGAUGAAGUACUUGGUGUAGGGCAUUAUUAUAUUAGCCAUUAGCUAGCAGGGCCGCCGCCUAAUUAAGUACGCAAUGGUUUCUCCCUUCCACGCACUUCGCCGCUCUUUGUUGUUUGUUUGUUUGCUUCCUUGCUAGUACUAGUAGCUCCCUUUUUUCAUUUGUUUGUACUCUUGAUGGCUUUCCCCAUCUUCUUCCUUCUCUCGCCGUCGUACGUCGUGUAAUGCAUGUAAACCUACUAUCUGUGGUCCGGAUCGAGUUGUUUCCCCUUCACAGACAACCGACCGACCGCGAGCUACCGAUCGAUCAACCUGUACUGCUGGUAAUUAUAUAUAUUGUUGUCUUGUCUCA
Molecule: messenger RNA, 1168 nt
Organism: Sorghum bicolor (sorghum)
Lineage: Eukaryota; Viridiplantae; Streptophyta; Magnoliopsida; Poales; Poaceae
Product: transcription factor ILI4
Exons: 2
Coding region: 380-640 (86 amino acids)
Biological process (GO): regulation of growth; regulation of DNA-templated transcription
Molecular function (GO): protein dimerization activity
Source: RefSeq, a predicted model, not a curated record